Molecule: messenger RNA, 2548 nt
Organism: Oncorhynchus tshawytscha (Chinook salmon)
Lineage: Eukaryota; Metazoa; Chordata; Actinopteri; Salmoniformes; Salmonidae
Product: guanine nucleotide-binding protein G(I)/G(S)/G(T) subunit beta-1
Exons: 11
Coding region: 428-1450 (340 amino acids)
Biological process (GO): G protein-coupled receptor signaling pathway
Cellular component (GO): heterotrimeric G-protein complex; cytoplasm
Molecular function (GO): signaling receptor complex adaptor activity; protein binding
Source: RefSeq, a predicted model, not a curated record
UAGAGCUGAGAGCAGGGUUACCGCGCCCAUCGCUGCUGUUUGAGGGCAGUAGGAAGAGUUUGAGAUAUUACUUGUGUGAAUAGGGGAACAACGGUGGGAAAGACAAGGACAGAAGAUUGGAAACAGGUUGUUGUGAGUUAGAAGAUCGUCCCUAGACUCAAACGCAUUGUUGUUCCACAAAGCAGUUGGUAGGGUUAACAUUGCCUCAUCAUUGUGCUGGUGUGUCUCCCCUUGGCGGAUCGAAAGCUGGGUUCGGGGAGUGCCGCUCCUCGAUAGCUUGCUAGCUCUAGUCUGUGUGCUAGUAGGCGGAGAGGAGUCGAUCUUCGCUGUUUCCAGUCAAUGCGAUAUAAACAACGGAUACCCUCGACUGAAAACGGAUCAGCACGAGUCCCGGCGGCGGAGCGAAGCACCCCAUUAGCAGAGGAAAAUGAGCGAACUAGACCAGCUACGUCAGGAGGCCGAGCAGCUCAAGAACCAGAUCAGAGAUGCCAGGAAAGCGUGUGCGGAUGCUACCUUGUCUCAGAUCACAGCAAACAUCGACCCAAUUGGCCGAAUUCAGAUGCGCACUAGAAGGACACUGAGGGGGCAUCUGGCUAAAAUCUAUGCCAUGCACUGGGGCACUGACUCGAGGCUUUUAGUCAGUGCCUCCCAGGAUGGUAAACUCAUUAUUUGGGACAGCUACACCACAAACAAGGUCCACGCCAUCCCACUGCGCUCCUCCUGGGUGAUGACGUGCGCCUACGCCCCCUCUGGGAACUACGUGGCCUGUGGAGGCCUAGACAACAUCUGCUCCAUCUACAACCUCAAGACCCGCGAGGGCAACGUGCGUGUCAGCCGUGAGCUGGCCGGACAUACGGGUUACCUGUCCUGCUGUCGCUUCGUGGAUGACAGCCAGAUUGUCACCAGCUCUGGAGACACCACCUGUGCUCUCUGGGACAUUGAGACGGGCCAGCAGACGACCACAUUCGCCGGCCACACCGGUGACGUCAUGAGCCUGUCGCUGGCGCCCGACACCCGGCUGUUUGUGUCCGGGGCAUGUGACGCCUCCGCAAAGCUCUGGGACAUCAGAGAAGGAAUGUGCCGACAGACCUUCACCGGACACGAGUCAGACAUUAAUGCCAUCUGUUUCUUCCCCAACGGCAACGCCUUUGCCACGGGAUCGGACGACGCCACCUGCAGGCUAUUUGACUUGCGCGCUGACCAGGAGCUGAUGGUCUAUUCCCACGACAACAUCAUCUGCGGCAUCACCUCGGUGGCUUUCUCCAAGAGUGGCCGCCUGCUGCUCGCCGGCUACGAUGACUUCAACUGCAACGUGUGGGACAGCCUCAAGGCUGACCGUGCAGGUGUCCUGGCUGGACAUGACAACCGUGUCAGCUGCUUGGGUGUGACCGAUGAUGGAAUGGCCGUUGCAACAGGGUCCUGGGACAGCUUCCUCAAGAUCUGGAACUAGAUUCUGAAGAUGGCACCCGGACUCCAAAGUGGAGUGGAAGACCAUUCCAACAUAAAAAAUUUCAAUUUUCUUGCAUAUCCAAUUUGAUCAAAACACCACUAUACUGACUCCCAACACCCCAAAAAACUACCAAGGGCAAAAAUUCUCUCUCCUUCUCAUUUAAAAUACCACAGUUUAUCACUCAGCUAAAAAAUAUGAGGAAUUGCAGUGGUAUGAAAUGGAAUGGGGAAGAAAUUGUGCAUUCCUCCUGGGACCAUUUUCUGAUAUUGUGAUAUUGUCCAUCUUCAUUACACAGGUUUGAGUGAAGGUCAUUUACACAACGAUGAUCUAACUCUUGAUAGAUUUUUGGCCAGCCAUGUUUAAUUUUUUCGGUCACGUUACUUUCCUCUUUUUUCCCCCCAGAACUAGAUCAGUGGCCUCCUGUUGGUAAAUUGAGGAUCAAAAGCUUUGUUUUAUCUCUUGGUCUUGAUAUAUUUUAGAAUCAAGUUUUGUAGAUUUGAAAUAAAAAUUCAUGAUCAUGUCAUUUUAAUCCAGCUUUAUCACAUCAGAAAAAAAGGCAAGAGAAUUGAGCUUCAACAGGGAGUCCAUGAGCCACGACAGGGUCUGGCCAUUCUGAAUAUUUAGUCUCAAGAUUCUUUACUCAGUUUUUGGGGGGGGGUUUCUGUCUAGUCAAUUUUUUUUUUUGCACACAAUUUUACUUUGCAUAUGCAGAAUGUUUAAAGGAAAGUUAACUAACCAAGCACAUGCUAUUUGUGAUAAUGAAUGCUAAUUUUUAAACAAAUCACAUCAUUUUUUAUUUACCCAUUCUCUUCACCUUUUGUUUGGUGACAAUGUAGAAUAAUGAAAUGAAGAAUCCCAUCGGUUCAUUUUUAUUUCUUUCUGUUGACUGUGGUUGGGACCGGUGAUGUGAUUUGGUUGGGUUGGGAAGCCUCCACUUAUACCCCGGUUUCUUUCCGGAGUUUCAAGAGGAACCCAUUCUGUGCUUGGAAAUGCAGUUACUACUCUGAACGAAAUGUUGUAUAAAUCAAUGUUUGAAAAUAAUGAUAUCGAAACUUUUUAAGUAAAAAAAAAAAAAGUUGUCUGCCAUGGGUGGGUUAA